AUGUCGCUCGAAUGGCGAUUGUGGGUCGCCGCCACCGACACAGCCGCCCAUGCCGCAGUCUUGGACAUGGUCGCCCCGCUUGUAGGGGUCACCGACGAUGACCUCGACGCCUCCUAUCCCUCGCACCUGUCUUCUCCAGGCCUAGAGCGCCGCGUUGACACCUACUAUGCUUUCGCCGGCUGUGAGGCCUGCGGCGUCAAGCUCCGCUCCGGCACUCGCCUCGAGGCCAAGAUCCUCCUCGAGACGGGCGAGGGUGGUGUCGAGCUUUGGCGCAAGGUCCGUGCGCCGCCGCCGGCUUCCGAGUCGCCGGCCCAUGUCGCACUCGCCUUGGAAGACAUACUCCCGGAAGCCGCGGCGGCCUUGCGGAACGCUGUGGAGCUGACUGAGAAACCGCAGUCGAUGCGUAUUGAUACCGUCAAGCGUCGCCGGUCGGCCAGUGUCGCCAACGCCUGGAUCGAGCUCACCCGUGUCGAGCUCCUCUCCCACUUGGGUGCGCAGCUGUGGAACGGCAUCACGGUUGCCAUCGAGGCCAGAAGCUCGGGCAGCGUACUCGACUGCGCCCAAUCUCUUGGUCUUGCACGCCUCGUCGACGCGAACCCAUCCAUUGUUAUGGCCUCAUACCCCGCCUUCAUCGCUGCUCAAGCCCUGACUGAGGACACCGGCGAUGCUCCAUCCUCAUCAGCCAUGGUUGAUGAGUAGCACUUCUGAUCCACUCACUUGUGAUUCACUCUCAGGCCCCGUGUACCCUUUAUGCGCUGGCCCCCAACCGGCCGCUACAGUACAGAGGAAGUGCCGCUGCGUCAACGAUGGGCACCAUGACCGAGAAAAUAAUUGCUCACCUCCCUA
Thecamonas trahens ATCC 50062 is the source of this 846-nucleotide messenger RNA. RefSeq lists its product as uncharacterized. The transcript is spliced from 2 exons. NCBI's taxonomy places the organism in Eukaryota, Apusomonadida, Apusomonadidae. The coding region runs from base 1 to 699 and encodes 232 amino acids. The record is from RefSeq and is a predicted model, not a curated record.